UGAUUGCCACAUAUGGCAACUGGCAAGGAAAUUAACAAACAAGAAAAAUGAACGUAACCUCAAAACAACGUGUGUAAUAUGUUUUUAAAUUUAAACACCAUUUGGGAUCAGUAAAUAUGAGUGAUUCAGAACUUAGUAUUAGUGACUUGGAAUUACAGGAGAGCUUUGCACGAGGCAUUUUAAAGCCGGGUCUAAACAAAAUUGAAAAAGCUCCGAAAACCUUUGUAAAUGACGUGAAAGGACUGAAACAAAAACUUAAAGAAAUCAAGUUAAAGUUACCCUGGCUAGAAAGAUUAGAUUGCGUUAAUUCUCAGGCACCGUUAGCCCCCGAACUUGCAGUUAAAAUUUUUGACCAAGAAAACAAAAGACAAAAUCAACUUAAAAACAACAAAAAACUGAAGCAAUAUAGUCCAAGUGAAGAUCCAGUUCUCAAUGAUUUUAAAAGGGAGACCAUGUUUUAUCGUCAAGCUCAAGCUGCUGUGUGUGAGGCGAUUCCGAAGUUGAACGCUCUGGGAAUACCAACGAAGAGACCUGAUGAUUAUUUUGUGGAGAUGGCGAAAACUGACAUUCAUAUGCAAAAAAUAAGGGAACAUCUUAUGCAGAAACAACAACAGCAGCAAAGGAGUGAGAGGGUUAAGCACCUGCGUCAACAAAGGAAAGAAGGAAAAAUGCUGCAGAUACAAACCAAGUUGCAAAGGCAACAAGAAAAAAAGGAGAUGAUGGAUCAAGUUAAAAAGUACCGAAAAGGUGUGUCAAAGGGUCUGGAUUUCUUGGAGAGUAAGAAAGGCAACUCUAUAUCCAGGAAAGCACUAGAAAAACGCAAAUUUAAAGACCAAAAAUUUGGAUUUGGCGGUAAAAAGAGGGGAUUAAAAAUAAACACCAAGGAGAGUGCCGGUGAUAUCAGUGAAUACAAAAGACAAAAGCCAGCAAAUAAAGGAAAACCUAAAAACAAAGUUAUGAAAAACAGACCAGGCAAAAGUAAACGAAUGAAGAACAAGUCCAAGAAGAAAUAAAGUUAUUAUAAUAUAAUUUAGCUAUAAGUUAUUGUUUGAUUUCCCAAUAAAAGAUACUUAAGGGUGCUA
This is a messenger RNA of Cylas formicarius (sweet potato weevil), 1082 nucleotides long. RefSeq names its product probable rRNA-processing protein EBP2 homolog. Gene Ontology annotation, biological process: rRNA processing; ribosomal large subunit biogenesis. Gene Ontology annotation, cellular component: nuclear periphery; nucleolus; preribosome, large subunit precursor. Lineage: Eukaryota; Metazoa; Arthropoda; Insecta; Coleoptera; Brentidae. The transcript has a single exon. Bases 117 to 1013 code for a protein of 298 amino acids. The record is from RefSeq and is a predicted model, not a curated record.